AUGAUCGGGGCAGGGGCGGCCCGUUCCCCCGCCCUGCCCUUCACCGGGCCCCUCGGAGCGCGACCCAGCGGGGACCGGCACGAAUCCCAGCCCGAGCGCCCGCCCGCCGCUCCUCCCGCCGCGCACGAUAAGGGCGGACGGGACCGUGACCCCGGCCCUGGCUCCGGGGGGACGCGUGUCCCCGCGAGCCCCGGGGCGGUGCCCGGUGCCGGUGCCCGGCGGCGCGCGCCCGCCCGGGGGGCGGCGGAGCGGCCGCCACGUGGGAGCGGCGCGCGCGGCGGCGGCGGCGCGAGGCCCCGCCCGGGGGCGGGCGCUGCGCGCCGCGGGUGGAGGCACCCGGGCCGGGCGCGCGCGACCCGCGCCGCCGCGGCGCCGUUCGGAGCGGCGAACAAAGAGACCCCCGCCCGCGCGGCCCCGUUCCGCGGGCGGCCGGGGGAGGGGCCGGCCCCGCGCCUCCCCCGCGCGGCCCCCCCGCUCCCCGUUCCUCCCCCACCCGCCGGGGCGGCGCUCCCCGCUCGCCGUGGGGUGCGUGGAACGGCGCCCGUCCCCGCCAGCGGCGGCGGCGAGACUUACCUCUGCUCCGCGCGGGGCCACGGCAGCCCCGGGGCGGCGGGGGCGGCUGGAGCGGCCGCCGCUGGAGCCCGCGCUUCCCCCCCGCUCUUUGUGUGCGAGGGUCCGCGCGCUGCGCUCUCGCGUGACGUGACGGGACCGUGUGUCAUUUCCGCACAAGGACACCGAGCCCCGACCCGCCGCGGCCAGCGCCACCCGCCGCCCCGGGGCAGGGGCAGGGGAGGGAGGGAGCGGGGGUGGGGGGGGAGAGCGGCCCGCUCCUCCCCCGUCCCCUGGCUCCCCACCCCCCGCCCUCCCCGCCGCUGCCACUGGGAACGCGCGCGGUUCCCACUGGAGACCCCGCGCGCCCCCGCGCCGCGCGCGCCCCGCCGCCCACUCGGUGCCGCGCGGGCAGAGGCCCCGCCGCCGGGGGGCCGCGCGCCCGCCCCGCGACACGCCUUCCCCGGGACCCCGCGCCCGCACGUGGGGCCGCCGCCGCUCGGGGACACGGCCCCGCGUGACGGGGCCGGGAGCCGGCGGGGCCGGGGCGCGCUCGCUGCCGGCGGCCGCCGCCGCAUGGCAAAGGCGCUCCCCCCCUCCGCGCUCCCCGGCCGCGCCGCUCCGCGCGGUCUCGCGUGGACCCCGCGCCCCGCGGAGUCAGGCGGCGGGCCGCGCACGUGCGCGCGCGGGGGGGGCGCGUGCCCACGGCAGGUGGCGGAGAGCACGUGGCCGCGCGCGGGCACACGGUCCCGCGUCCCCCCCGCGCGCCUUCCCAACACCCACCCGCCACUCGCGUCCCGCCGCCGCCAGGCUGCGACAAAUCCGGGGGGAUCCGGCUCAUCCCCGGCCUCGCCGGCGGAGGGACCGCCCGGCAGCUCCCCUGACCCCGGCCGCGGGCGCACCGGUCCCGUAAAUCCGUCCCCACGCCGGCGUGCCCGCGGCUCGCUCUCUCCGGGCGGUUUGAGCGGGUUUCUCGUGACACCUGGAUCUUCACGCCCUUCCAUCCAUCCCUCCCUCCCUGUAUCCCUCCCUCUGGCAGGAAAACCACCGGCCUCCGCCCUGGCGCCGUCCCCGCUGGUGCCCAAUCAAUACCGACUUAUUUCCUGUCCAUUUGCUGAGGUCACGGAAACGGGACUCAUUAAUUAUUUCUACCGGUGCAGCCUCAAGUGCGCUUCUGGCACGACAAGUGAAAACCGUCUGUGA
Oenanthe melanoleuca is the source of this 1752-nucleotide messenger RNA. RefSeq names its product basic proline-rich protein-like. NCBI's taxonomy places the organism in Eukaryota, Metazoa, Chordata, Aves, Passeriformes, Muscicapidae. The record is from RefSeq and is a predicted model, not a curated record. Bases 1 to 1752 code for a protein of 583 amino acids. The transcript has 3 exons.